AUGGUUCGUGCCUAUGCCAACAUGAGUCUGGUAUCCAUCAAAGCAGCCAUUGUUCUGGAUAGCGAAGGCCAUAGAGUAAUGGCAAAGUACUAUUCGUCAGAAUACCCUAAUUCCAAGGAACAGAAAACGUUUGAGCGCGAAAUCAUUUUAUUUGACAACUUGAUUAUUGUCUACAAGUCUGUCGUGGAUUUAUUUUUUUACUUUGUGGGAUCUACGGAUGAAAACGAAAUCAUGUUGAACUCUGUUUUGCAAGGAUUCAGCGAUGCUCUUUCUAUUCUGCUCAAAAGUCAAGUGGAAAAACGCACCAUUUUGGACAAUAUGGACGUUGCUUUAUUGGCUCUUGAUGAAACUGUUGAUGAUGGAAUUAUUAUGGAGACGGAUGCAUCACAGAUUGCAUCUCGUGUAACUAAACGUGGGUCUGAAGUGAAUAAUAUUCCAAUCGGAGAGCAAACCAUUGCACAGGCUCUCAAAACAGCACAAGAACAGCUUGUUAAGCGUCUUUAUACAUAA
Messenger RNA from Batrachochytrium dendrobatidis JAM81, 510 nucleotides. Its product is annotated as coatomer subunit zeta. Lineage: Eukaryota; Fungi; Chytridiomycota; Chytridiomycetes; Rhizophydiales. The coding region runs from base 1 to 510 and encodes 169 amino acids. Gene Ontology annotation, biological process: retrograde vesicle-mediated transport, Golgi to endoplasmic reticulum; intra-Golgi vesicle-mediated transport; intracellular protein transport. The transcript has 5 exons. Gene Ontology annotation, cellular component: COPI vesicle coat. The record is from RefSeq and is a predicted model, not a curated record.